This is a messenger RNA of Sorex fumeus (smoky shrew), 1775 nucleotides long. It is a transcript of the gene TIMM44, whose product is annotated as translocase of inner mitochondrial membrane 44. NCBI's taxonomy places the organism in Eukaryota, Metazoa, Chordata, Mammalia, Eulipotyphla, Soricidae. Gene Ontology annotation, biological process: protein import into mitochondrial matrix. The record is from RefSeq and is a predicted model, not a curated record. Gene Ontology annotation, cellular component: mitochondrial inner membrane. The transcript has 13 exons. The coding region runs from base 89 to 1453 and encodes 454 amino acids. Gene Ontology annotation, molecular function: protein-folding chaperone binding.
CUCUUCCCAGGCCUUCGCCGCGCCCGGCGGCCGCGGCGGAUGACGUCAGCAGCCCGCGCCGCCAGAAGGUCACACGGGCUUUUCCAACAUGGCGGCGGCGGCGCUGCGAGGUGGCUGGUGCCGCUGCCCGCGGACAUGUCUCAGCAGCAGAGCCCCGUUUCUUUCCAGCCAUGCCCUCAUGCCACCCCCUCAUGGUACCUAUCAGCUGCGCCAACCUGGCAGAGAGCUACCCCUGUCCAGAUCCUAUUCUUCUGGAAACAGAAAAGGUUUCCUCUCGGGUUUGGUCGAUAACAUCAAACAAGAGCUCGCCAAGAACAAGGAAAUGAAAGAGAGCAUCCAGAAAUUUCGCGACGAGGCUCGGAAGCUUGAGGAAUCCGAUGCGCUCCAGGAAGCCCGGAGGAAAUACAAAACCAUCGAGUCGGAGACAGUCCGCACAGGCGAGGUGAUCCGGAAGAAGCUGGGGGAGCUCACGGGCUCCGUGAAGGAGAGUCUCGAUGAAGUCAGUAAGAGCGACCUGGGCCGGAAGAUCAAGGAGGGCGUGGAAGGGGCCGCCAAGACGGCGAAGCAGUCGGCAGAGUCGGUGUCCAAGGGCGGUGAGAAGCUGGGCCGCACGGCCGCCUUCAAAGCCCUGUCCCAGGGUGUGGAGUCGGUGAAGAAGGAGAUUGACGAGAGCGUGCUGGGCCAGACUGGGCCCUACCGGCGGCCCGUGAGGCUUCGCAAACGGAAGGAGUUCGCCGGCGAGAAGCUCAAGGAGGAGAAAGUGUUCGAGCCCAACGAGGAGGCCCUGGGCGUCGUCCUACACAAGGACUCCAAGUGGUACCAGCAGUGGAAAGACUUCAAGGACAACAACGUGGUGUUCACGCGCUUCUUCGAGAUGAAGAUGAAGUACGACGAGAGCGACAAUGCGUUCAUCCGGGCCUCCCGGGCACUGACGGACAAGGUCACGGACCUGCUGGGGGGCCUGUUCUCCAAAACGGAGAUGUCGGAGGUGUUGACCGAGAUUCUGCGCGUGGACCCCGCCUUCGACAAGGACCGCUUCCUGCAGCAGUGCGAGAACGACAUCAUCCCCAACGUGCUGGAGGCCAUGAUUUCUGGAGAGCUUGACAUCCUCAAAGACUGGUGCUAUGAAGCUACCUACAGCCAGCUGGCCGUGCCCAUCCAGCAGGCCAAGGCCCUCGGCCUGCAGUUCCACUCCCACGUCCUGGACAUUGACAACGUGGACCUGGCCAUGGGCAAGAUGAUGGAACAGGGCCCGGUGCUGAUCAUCACCUUCCAGGCGCAGCUGGUGAUGGUGAUCAAGAACCCCAAAGGCGAGGUGGUGGAGGGCGACCCGGACAAGGUGCUGCGCAUGCUGUACGUGUGGGCGCUGUGCCGCGACCAGGACGAGCUCAACCCCUACGCCGCCUGGCGCCUCCUGGACAUCUCGGCCUCCAGCACCGAGCAGGUCCUCUGAGCGCCGCGGGCACCGAGCCCAGCGGGACCGGACUCGGCGCCGCUCCCCGCCCACCCCGAGCCAGCCGGACCUGGACGGGGAGCCCGAGGGGCCGCCGCCCCACCGCGCCUGCGCCUGCCCCUGCCCCUGCCCCUGCCCACCCUCCUGGCCUGGGGACUGCUGCAGGGCUGGGGUGGGGGGGUGGGGCAGACCGUGCCAAGAGCCCCGUUCCAGGGACUCCCUCCGUGGGGGCGGGGGCCAGGCCCUUUGAGCUCCGCUCAUUUUUUUAACCAGUGUCCUUACCGUGUACAUACGCUUGAGAUUUGGAAAUAAAGCACCAGCG